UGUCACAUUACGACAACAAUUAAAAAAUGUCGGAAUCGUGUCAAGACGGUAAUUGUCAUGGAAAUUAUGAAUAUGGACCAGAUGAAUCGCCUACAAAACUUAUCGUCAAUUAUAUACCCGAAGUCAUGACCCAGGAUAUGAUGUUUUCACUGUUUUCGACAAUGGGUAAAUUAGAAAGUUGUAAAUUGAUAGCCAACCGAGGGUAUGGUUUCGUCGAGUACGCCCGUUCAGAGGAUGCAGUGAAGGCACGGAAGGCAUUUAAUGGUUUGUUAAUGCAAAAUAAAACAUUAAAAGUGUCACACGCUUUGCUUAAUCCAGAAAUGAAACCGCCGUCCAAGCCGGAAGCUGACUGGAACUUAUACGUGUGCAACCUGCCAAAUGAACUAACCUUACAAGACUUACAUGGACUUUUCGCACAAUUUGGUAAAAUAGUCAAUUCACGUAUAGCUUCAGGAAUAGCAUUUGUAUUAUAUGAGCAUCAAUAUGAAGCAGAGAGAGCUAUUCAGAAAGUAAAUGGAACUACUCCUCCUGGGUUUUUGCAUCCUCUUACUGUUAAGUAUGCCAAUAAAAGUAAUCCACAUAAGCAUAAAAACAAUAUUAAUAAUUUUUCUAAGAAUCCUCUUACAAAGCCUUAUCAUUGGAUGAAUAAUAUGGGUGCUAUUGGUGACCAUAAUUCCUCAAGUACAUGGUCUAUAUAUAUUUAUAAUAUUGCUCCCGAGGUAGAAGAAUUAACUUUGUGGCAGCUUUUUGGGCCAUAUGGUGCUAUUGUCUCUGUUAAGAUUAUUAAGGACCAUCAAACAAAUAAAAGUAAAGGAUUUGGUUUUGUUACUAUGAGAAACUAUGACCAGGCCGCAAUGGCAAUACGGGCACUGAAUGGAUAUGCCCUUCAAGGACAGCCUUUGUCUGUUAGUUUUAAAAUACAGAAGAGAUAAUGUGGUAUGAACUUCUCAAUACUUUACAAUAUCAGUUCAUGAACGGUUAGACAAUUUGACAUUAUUGAGAUAGAUUGGCAAGUAAUUAUGAACGAAACAUGAAUAUUAGUCAUACAAAUGUAUCAUGAAUCUAAGUUACAAAGGGUAUGCAAGGCAUGGUGUGAGAGUUUAAAACUAUUCUCAGGUCAAAUAUAUUUAUUAACAUAACGCCAAUUCCACAAGAAUGUGAUCAAUACAUAUAGAUUACACAUUAAUACCUGCUGUGAUAUUCAAAUGUAACUUAUAUUUUUGGUAUUAAUCGCUAUUUACGGAUUUUACUAUAUGUAUUCCAUUGUGAGUAUUUCUACGUUCAGCCUCUUGUCGAUUGUUACUAUAUUAUAUUACUUUGAGCUAUCAAUAUUGUUAAGUUUGUUUCUUAUUAUGGGAUAAUAAUUUAUUCAUUUUGCUCGUUAAGUGUUUCAAGUUUACUAAAGUUAUAAGAUUGUAUUGAAAAUGAUUGUUAUUUGGGAGGCAACAUCAGUUGUGAGCAAUUAUUAUGUGCUUUGAUUAUUAUUAUUAUUUCAUUAUCUAUUAAUUAUUAUCUAAGAAUAACAAACAAUAUAAGAAAGUGCUUUAUAAGAUAUAAUGUAACUAAUUUAGGCCACUGUGAGAUGUUUAAUCAGCUACUAGGAUAGUUCUACACUUUUUAUAACAUGAUGACUAUUUAGGUAGUAAAACAAAGUCUAGAUUAUAUAUCAUAUUUAUACAUUUAGUAUAAAACUUGCUGAAUUAAAGGUCAUUUUCACAUUUUUGAAUGAUAUUUUUCAUUUAUAAAUACAUUGGUAUAUCAUAUAUAAUAAUUAUUUAAUGCAUAUCUUAUGAAUUCACUAAGGAGUUAAGUGAUUUGUUUUUGAAUUGUAAUAUUUUGAUAAAUUAUGAUUUUGUUAAUUUUUAAUUUAUUUAAUGCAAUUAUAAAGAUACAUAUACAAAUGA
This is a messenger RNA of Leptidea sinapis, 1904 nucleotides long. It is a transcript of the gene Elav, whose product is annotated as ELAV-like protein 1. The record is from RefSeq and is a predicted model, not a curated record. The transcript has a single exon. The coding region runs from base 27 to 932 and encodes 301 amino acids. Lineage: Eukaryota; Metazoa; Arthropoda; Insecta; Lepidoptera; Pieridae. Gene Ontology annotation, molecular function: RNA binding. Gene Ontology annotation, cellular component: ribonucleoprotein complex.